Myotis daubentonii (Daubenton's bat) is the source of this 1089-nucleotide messenger RNA. It is a transcript of the gene MRPS11, whose product is annotated as mitochondrial ribosomal protein S11. Gene Ontology annotation, cellular component: ribosome. Gene Ontology annotation, molecular function: structural constituent of ribosome. The record is from RefSeq and is a predicted model, not a curated record. Gene Ontology annotation, biological process: translation. NCBI's taxonomy places the organism in Eukaryota, Metazoa, Chordata, Mammalia, Chiroptera, Vespertilionidae.
UGCGGGGGGGGGCGGGGGGCUCCUGUUAGAAUUGAAGGGAGAGGAGAGAAAUCCCCAGCUGAAAACCACAGCGACGGCUACUAUGGAGCACAUACACGGGGGUGAGAGGCUUUAACGGACCCGGCGAGGAGGAGUCAGGUGACUUUCCCUCGGGGCUCCCCCCCCGGGCGCUCAUGGUGCUGGCGCCGCGGACGGGAAGUCGUUGGGGUCAAUUCAAGUCAUGCAGGUGGUGAGGAACGCGGGGUCUUGGCUCCUGUGGUCGUGGGCUUGGCCGCCCACAAACAGGAUAGUGGCCCGGGUGCCGGCCGCCACCAUCCACACGGGCGCCCAGCAGCUACAGGACGCGGCGGCCAAGCAGAAGGUGGAGGAGAAGGCGGCCCCGGCUCCGGCGGCGACCCCGGCUCCGAGCAGCAGCAGUUCCAGCAUCUACCCUCCAGUCCCAGGCCAGGAGAGCCCCCUGAGGUGGGCAGGAAAGAAAUUUGAGGAGAUCCCCAUCGCACACAUUAAGGCGUCCUACAACAACACACAGAUCCAGGUGGUCUCUGCCGCCAACCAGCCUCUUGCCCGCACCUCCUGUGGCACCGAGGGGUUCAAAAACGCCAAGAAGGGCACCGGCAUCGCGGCACAGACAGCUGGCAUAGCUGCCGCAGCGAAAGCCACAGCGAAGGGCGUGACCCACAUCCGCGUGGUGGUGAAGGGCCUGGGGCCGGGGCGCUUGUCUGCCAUCCAGGGCCUGACCAUGGGGGGCCUGGAAGUAAUCUCCAUCACAGACAACACCCCCAUCCCGCACAACGGCUGCCGCCCCAGGAAGGCUCGCAGGCUCUGAUGGGAAGGAACCUGGCCCUGAACCUGACCGCAAGGCCCACCUGCAGGCCUCAGCAAGCACCCAUCGGAGCUCCCCGCAGGGGCCACUGGAGUGCUCACCGGGAAGGGACGGCUUUGCCUCCUCGCGUGGGGCCCACUCCUGACCGGAGACCCGCGUGCCCAGAAGUGAGGCCAUCUGCUCUUGGACACAGGGGGGCUGUGGCCCAACCCCCAACCAGUAAAUGCUGCCCUGCCCAAAGCAAUAAAAGAUCUCUACCAUCUGCA